Messenger RNA from Cherax quadricarinatus, 8993 nucleotides. NCBI's taxonomy places the organism in Eukaryota, Metazoa, Arthropoda, Malacostraca, Decapoda, Parastacidae. The record is from RefSeq and is a predicted model, not a curated record.
AUGAGAUAAGAGUUGACAUUUGAUGAGCAUCGGACCUCGCUUUGUUUUCGCUGGUGAGGCUGGAUGCUGAGGCUCACUUGACUGACGGGAACAGAGUUACAGAUGGAACGAACAAGAAUCUCACCAUGGGCAGGAUACACCGAUGUACCUACUGUACCUACUACACUGUCCAGUCCUCUCAUUUAACAAAUCACAUGCGAACACACACUGGAGAAAAACCCUUUGCCUGUCCUCACUGCCCAUUUCGUUGCUCCCAAAAUGGGAAUCUUAAAAUUCAUCUUCGUAUACACACUGGGGAGAAGCCCUAUAAUUGUCCACAUUGCCCAUAUCAAGCCUCAAUCAGCAGCCAUUUAAAACGACACUUAAAAAUUCAUACAGUGGAGAAACCAUUUUCUUGCCCUCAUUGUCUUUAUCAGACUACCAAUGGUAGUGAGCUAAAGAAACACAUACUUAUACAUUCUGGCUAGAGUUUGUUAUGCUUGGUGGGUGUCUACCUUCCUACAGUAAAUAGAUCCUUUAUUUAUGGAUAAUAUUAAACUUUAUUUAUAUUUCAAUGAAGUAGAUUUUAUAUUCAGAAUAUUUUUCUUAGGUCUCUUACUAUUUAUAAUUAUUGCACCUAUUUGUGGCUAUGUGAUUAUACAGUGGACCCCUGACUUACAAUCAGCUCCCAACUCGAACAAUUCGUAAGUUUAUUUUUGUAAGUGCUUUUGUAAGUGUAUUUUUGGGGGUCUGAAAUGGACUAAUCUAAUUUACAAUAUUCCUUAUGGGAGCAAAUUCGUUCAGUAAUAGCACCCAAACAGCUUUCUGGAACGAAUUAAUAUCGUAAGUCGGGGGUCCACUGUAGCUACACUUGAGGCAGCCCUUCUCUUCAGUUACCAUAGGGGUAUGUCAGGUGAUAGGUUUACCUGUUUGUAAUUAUUUAUUUGAAUUUACAGCAGGGCUUUGUUCAUGACAUCCUGCCUUCUUUAAUUGUUAUCUUCAUUUUUACAUUUUCAGUGGAUUUCAUUACACUAUUAGCUGUUUCAGCUAUCUGUACUACCAGUAUUUAAAAAGUAUUAUAAUUCAUUCAUUUCAACUUAUUUAUUUAUAUUUUAAUAUUGUGGUCCUUUGUUCUUCCUGUUGGUGAUUCUAAAAAUUUUUCUCUAUCUGCUUUUUCAUAUUUUUAUAAAUUUAUAUUUGAUUACUAUGUUUUCCUUAUUCCUUUAUAUUCCAAAGACAUUUACAAAGCUUCUUUUCUUUCUCUGGUAGGUCAUUUUGAAGCUCAAGGAGCCAUUUUGUUGCAUAUUUUCUUGUGUUUUAUCUGUUUUUCUUUAGGGCCAGUCUCCAUACUGCAGCUACACUCUCAGUAAUACAUUGAUGUGAUCUCCUGUUGAUAACCUGCUAUUCUUUAUCAUUCAAUUUUUUUCACACACUUUUAGGAUUAUAUUGCAAUUCUCUUUCCAUUUUCACCCAUUUCAAUUAUUUGAUAAUCAUCAGUGUUAAAUUCCAUCAUCCAUUUAUUAUGUUUCUGUCUUAAUUUAUGUAAAUUUUCCUCCAGUGAUGCAUAUUUUCAUCUGCAAGUUCUGCAGUCGUAUAUAUUUGUAGUAAUUAGUUAUUCCAUCUGGCCCAUCAUCUGUACAGAUGAAGACCAUCACUGGGGCCAGUAUGGAUCCUUGUGGUACUCUUCUAGUCACUCUGCACUGUACGGAUGACUUUCCUAUUACACUCUCACUCUUCUUAUCAUUUCUCCUUGAGGGGUCAUUGUUUUCCCAUCUAUUUCACAUAUCAGGAAUUUUGCUCUAGCUCUCCUUUCUACAAAGAUUGCUUCUUCUUCUUUUCUCUCUCUCUCUCUCUCUCUCUCUCAUUCAUUCGCAUGCAUGCACACACAUACAUGCACACACAUACAUGCACACACACAUGCAUGCACAUACACACAAAUACUGAUGAUUAUUGUAACUUUAUUAGUGAUAUUUUCAUGCCUUUUUUUCUGCUCAUGCCUUUUUUUUCUGCAACUGCAUUUACUGAUACUGUUUGUUUUUUAUGUAGUUUGUAACAUCAGUAGUUUGGAACUUCUACCUGAAAUCACUACUGCUUCCUGACCAGCAUGAUAACUCCACUUACUGUUUUUCUAUUUAGAAAUCACCUGGGAGACUGGCAUUUGUCACCAUUUCCCUUAAUUUGAUGUUGCGGGAGAGUGACGAUGUGGGUUCUCCGGGGGACAGAGUAGCAGGACCUAUCAACGCCAACUGCAACAACACCAAGCUGCUUCGAUGUCCUAACUGCCCAUACUCCACCAAUCAAGAUGCACACUUUCUGGAACACUGGCUCACACAUGGCUGGGAAAAUACUUUUUCAUGUCCAUUCUGUCCAUAUAAAGCAUCUGAUUACAACCAGUUGAAAAGACAUUUCCGUAUGCACACUGGAGAGAAAUCAUUCUCCUGUCCUCAUUGCCCAUACGUAACUAUUGAUAGUAGUAACCUGAAAAGGCACAUUCGAACACACACUGGUGAGAAACCGUAUUCUUGCCCACACUGCCCUUAUCAGUCUUCCUUAAAGGGAAAUCUAAAUAGACAUUUGCGUAGUCAUUUAAAAAUCAUACAGCUAAAGGAAAGAACUAUCAAUAAGAGAGCAGAUCUGUCUACUUUUCUGACAGUAGAACGUCAUCCAGUCUUCUAUGACUUUUCUGGUGUCACAGUUUUGUCCAAUGUGGGGCUGGAUAGUGAAGCUGAGCAGCACAGCGGAGGUGGAGCUGUAGGUCGAGGGAGGAGCGUAACCACUAGCAGGAAGCUCCACCAGUGCCCCGUCUGCCCCUACACUACUACUAAUCGUUCCCAUUGGAUAGUGCAUUACCGAACUCACACUGGGGAAAAACCAUAUGCCUGCCCAUACUGUUCGUAUGAGGCUGUUGCAAACAGUGAUCUUAAGAGACACAUUCGUAUUCACACUGGAGAAAAACCUUUUUCUUGUCCACAUUGCUCUUAUCAAACUGCUGUCAGUACAAGUCUCAAAAGACAUAUUUUGACUCAUACUCGUUAAGAUUUGUUACAAAAGAUCUUAACUUUAUGCAUGUGUCUGUGUGUAACCACUUAAAUUUUACUCAGUUGUGCUUGAGUUGGUAAAGUGUUCGGCUAACAACUGGAAGGACCUGAAUCUAUUGUUGGGUGGGGCGAGAUUUAAAAGUUUUAUCUAGCAGACAAUGCAUACCUUGGAGGUAAUAGACCCUGGGGUAGUAUCUUGGGAGUGGGCCUAAAAACAAAACUUAUGUAAAUACAUUGCUUGGCUUUCUUGGGUUAUUGAUCAUCUAAGGUUACUAAAUCAAAUAAUAUCUUCUUAACCCUUUGUGGGUCGAGAGGCCCAUUCCCAAAUUAGUUCUCAGGGUCGAAAAAUUUUCGAAAAAAAAACAAAAAAAUUAUUUUUUCUCGUGAAAUGAUAGAGAAUCUUUUUCCAAUCAUAAUGACACCAAAAGUUUGAAAUUUGAUGGCAAACCUAUGGAACUAUGGUCUUGCAAAGUUAGCAGUCUCGAUGAUAAUUAUGCAUUGGUGAUUUUGCUUUUUUUGAGCCCUAUUUUUGGCAAAUUCCAAUGUUCCAGUCUACUAAAAUCAUAGCUAUUUUGCUAGAACUCCAUUUCUUCUAUUGAUUGAGUAACAAAAACUGCCCAUUUACCAAUUUCAACUACUCAAUAAAGUGGUCAGAAUUUGGCAAUUUGACCAGUUUCACACAAAUUUCAAAAGAUGCCAGUUUCAAAAUAGGGUCCAGAAUAAGCAAGACAGACAUUCCUAGCACUAAAAUAACAUAUUAUCUGUUCAUUAGUCACGUCUCCAGGCCUGUCUUACAUUACUUUUGCUUUCCGCUUUGAAUUUUCAUUCUCACAAAAAAUAGAAGAUUUACUUUUAUGUAUACUACUGCAUCAUUGCAAAAACGGCAUAAAUAAUACCAGCGCACUUGUGAAAGAAUAUUAGACUCACCAGUUGAUGUGUAUUGGACUUGGGGCAUGAUUUGUUUACUCUUGAACAUUGGCAAAAAAUCAAACAUUUUUGCUACUUUGAGCUCAAUUUCAAGUAUGUACUUGUCAUCAUGAAAAAAUCAAAAUUAUCUCUAUUUCUGUAAUGUAUCUUCCAUUCUGUCAAAUGAGACCAAGAAAACGAGAAUACAACCAUAAAUACCAUACAAAAAUACACUUGAAAGUCACUGAUUUAAACCAAAAACACAGUUUUUUUUUUUUCUCAUUAUGCAAAUCCUGCGUGUUCAGGAUUUUUUUAUACUGUGCACACUGACCAUGCAGACCCAUUCUUUCAUAUGUAGGACUGCCAACUUUCUUCCGCCAGAUUUGAAGUACGUGACCAACCCUGGCUGCAAUGACGUACAAGUACUACAUGACCGACCCUCAAAGGGUUAAUAAUGCCCUAACUUAUUGGGAUUUGCCAUAUCUUAAUUUUAAUCUGAGUAUGAAGAUGGCUUCCAUUAUCUCUCCUAGGGCAUUCCACUUGCUCCUGAUCCUUAACAUUAAAGAAAUUUCUUAUAACCCUUUGUCUCAUCUGAAUACAUAUAUUGUUAACUAUUAAAGUUAAUUUAUGACUCACGAAAUCGUAAUGACACGAUUGCAAACAAACCAUACCGCGGGCGGGGAUAGAACCCGCGAUCAGAGAGUCUCAAAACUCCAGACUGUCGCGUUAGCCACUGGACCAGCUAACUUUGAGGGGACUUGAGCUAGAGUUUGUCACGGCCACGCUAGCUGGAGAUUCGUCUGCAAAAACUUGCGUUUGUGGUCACAGUGGUGCCUAUGCUAACCUUCCUAUGGUGUAGAAAUAUACCUAGUUGGACAAAUCUUAUUGUGGCUAGCUGGUCCAGUGGCUAACGCGAUGGUCUGGAGUUUUGAGACUCUGAUCGCGGGUUCUAUCCCCACCCAUGGUAUGGAAAGUUAAUUUACUCUUGUUCACAGUGUAAAACAGCUUAUCAUUUUCUACAUUGCUUGUGCCCCUGAAUAUCUUCAAUGUUGUGACAAUGUCUCCUUUCCAACAUGAAAGAUCUUGAUCUCUUAGUCUAUUGUCUGUGUUCAUAGCCCUGGUGCAAACCUUAAUGUGAUAUACUAAUUUCAUGUGUUUUGUAUACACAAGUAUAGGGCAUGUUUUAAUAUUUGUAAUCACAGCACUUGUUUCUAUUAUCUACUUGUAGCCACAAGUAGAGAGAUACCUAUAGUGUCUGUCUUCAGUCAUUAUAAAAAAUAUUUAUUUUCCACUGGUUGUAGCACUUGUUACUUCCACCUGGGUCUCACUGCAGUAUUCUGCCACUCUAGUUGUUAAGAACUUUCUACUGUCAUUUUGGCACCACUUUUUAUCAGUUUAUCAUUGUGGCAUCUUUUCCUCCCUGUUGAUGGCACUAAGCAAUUUUCUGUUGAUUUUCUUAUAUCCUUUCGUAAUCUCUCAGUAUGGGGUUAUCAUGUCUCCUAUUUUCUUUCUAUCUGUCAAUAAAUCUUUCUACUUAAUUUAUACUUUUUAGCUCUGAAAGUCAUUUUUGUAGCAUGUCUUUGACUUCUUGUCUUUCCACCUCUAGAACUCUUUAAGUUUGGCUGAAACCCUUUGUAAAUGUUGCCUAUACCAUAUUAUAUCAUGUGAUUAAUUUAUUUUUCUGUUUCUGUUUGUUAAUUUUGUAUGGCCUCAAACUUUUAAUACGGUAGUUCAUCGUUUAUCUGUUUUUGUUUUUUUUGUUUAAUUUACAUUAUCAGCCAUGUCUGUCUGUCAUUAGCAAGUGUUAAGUGGUUAUUUAGGAUUGUUAUUUAUUUUUUCCAAACUUUUAGUCAUGGGUAUAUUGCUUUUCUUCCUUGUAGAGUUAAAUGCAGUAUUUUUUCACCUCUCAAAAACAACUUCUCACAGUAUUGUUGUAUAGCCUGACUAGGAAAGGAUGAUGUUACAUUCAGCCAUUUGAAAAUCUUGUUAAUAAUGUUUGGAAUUCAAAGCAUUGACUAUGAACAUGACUUACAAACUCCAAAUCUGUUAAAACUAUGAUGAAAUACUGUAGAUAAUUUGUUUAUCAUUGCUGAAUCUGGUGUAAAUUGGGUUUACAUAAUAAUACAUCCAUGAGGUUCAUACAGAUUUCCCUCCACAUUCGCGAGGGUUAGGGGAUCAAGAACCUCGCUAAUGUUGAAAAAUCGCGAAUGUUUGGUGCACAAAUAUAUUUUAGAGAAUAUAAUAAUAACAUUUACUUAGUCUAACAAUACUGCUUCCUUAACCUACUGAACCAUGAACAAUCAUAAAACACAUGAAAACAUCAUAAAAUAUUGUAGUAGUGCCAGCCCUUUGGUAAAGAAGGUGAGAAAGACUAUAAAAUUCAAGAAAGAACUUGUAGCAGAGUACCAAAGUGGAGGAGGAAGAGAGAGGGGAGAAUGUGCCUUCUUCAGUGAUUCUGCGAUAUGUACGAUACUAAAACAGCACAAGUCGAUAAAGGCUGUAGCGCCAGCCAACGAUAAAGUGUAGCAUUAACAGUGUAGCAAGUAAGUUAAGUGAUUAAUCAAUAGAAAAAGGACAGCACGAACCUAACUCCUCCAGUGUUGUUGGAGUUAUAUAGGGCAACCGACAACACCGCUGUCUCUACCACCUCUGCUGCUGGGUUCACCACCACUAUGUAAGCCUUAUGCUCUCAGUGGCCCUUAUACACCCAACAACAACAAUGCAACAACACUCGUGACAUACUCAAUGACAUAUUUUAUUCAUUAUAAAGUAUAUGUCAUGUUUCUAUGUUAUUAAUAUUGUUUAUUAUAUCAUAUUAGAUGAAUUGUGAUAGAUAAAUAAGCCGUAGAGUUGAUAUUGGUGUCAUAUUGAAGGACUAUCGUGUCCUAUCUCCAAACAAACUCUGCCACCACCACAAUUCCUAACAUAUGUAAUGACAUAUUUUAAAUAUGAUUGGGCAGCUGGGCAUUCGUGAAUGUUCGAAGCUCAAGAAAGUGGAACUCGCGAAUGUGGAGGGAGACCUGUAUUCACUAGGAUGAACAAAUGAAUGUCCAUAUGUGGCAGUCAGACUGAUGUAGUUGGAGUUUCAUGUGGUUACAUUUUCUAAGAGAAAGGGAGGGAAAGGAUAUAUGGUCAUGUCUUCUCAGUGGCCACAUAGUAACUAAGUAGUCCCUUACUGUGGGGCACAAAGCAUAAAAGAUUUGUUUUUAUAGGAUAAAUUACUGGAGCUUGUGGCCCAGGAGCAGGAGGGAUGAGAAAGACAAAGUUAAAGAGGGAGAGAAGCAAGAGUCAUGGUGGUACAGUAACUAAGUGGUCCUAUGCUGUAGGGAAUGAAGCAAAUGUUCACAUGCUAUCUUGGUGAUUGCUUUAGUUAUUUUUACUUUUGGUGGAGAGAGUUGAUACGCUUUUAUAAAAAGUAUUCCAAAUUCAAUCGGAGAAUUGAUUUUGAUAAACGUAAGUGGUCACUCGCAGUAACUAACCAUCUUGUAACAGAAUGUUGAUUAUAACUGAGUUUUUGUUGUAUGCAUGAGAAAAAAUUUUUUAGUGUCAGUUUUUGUUAAAGACUUACCAAAAAAAAUCAAAAUUGAUUUGUUUAUUUACAAUAUGUUCAUUUUAUGCAUGUGUGAUAGACUCACAUUUGUUUGGUAGAGUUUAAAAAAUUAUGACUAUUAAACCAAAGGGAAAGGGAGGGGAGGAGGAGAACACGUAAACAACGAAGAUGCAUAUACAGGACCUGGAUGUACUUUGCCAAUAACACACUGCAGAGAUCUUGAUAAAUUAGACACAUGUGCAACACUUGGGUAUCUUUAAUGAGGAAACGUUUCGCCACACAGUAGCUUCAUCAGUCCAAACAAAGGAGAAUGGUGAAGAACAGGAGGAGUUUGAGGUAAUCAGUCCCUUAGCCUUGAGUCGAUGCGAUCAGUCCAUCAAUCUUGAAAAGAAUACAGCAUAUCUGUGGAGAAGUAGCUUAUAUGCCAUUGGCAGGAGAGGUGCAGCAGUCAUAGGUGGUAUCACAUUUGUCCAGUGUGGAAGUAGGUCAUGCCCAAGAGUUAGGCAAGUGAAGAAUUCCCAAGUAUUAAGAUCCCAAGAUGUUGCUGUGUCAGACAGGAAUGUAGAUGAAUGGUUCAGAGAACUGACAAGUUGAUGAAUUAGACACAUGUGCAACACUUGGGUAUCUUUAAUGAGGAAACGUUUCCUCAUUAAAGAUACCCAAGUGUUGCACAUGUGUCUAAUUUAUCAACUUGUCGGUUCUCUGAGCCAUUCAUCUACAUGCAGUGAUCUUAUUUAGAGUCUGCCUGUGUUGUCAUGUUGAAGCAUGUAAAGAAAGAGGGAAUAGUAGAUUGGAAAGGCAGAUGGUAGAAGACUUGUAGCGUGGUGAGAAAUACUGUAGGAGUGAGAUAAGGGAGAAAGAGAGGGAUCCAUAUGGUACUGUACUUUAAAAUUGAGAGGCUGAUGAAUGCAGUGUCUUGGUUGAGAAGUCAUUUCAUCUCUUACAAUGAUUAGCAUUACAGCUAAUAAUUUUUUUUUUAAUUAUGUAGCAUAAUACUUUUCAUUAUAUGAAAAACACACAGCAGUGCUUAUAGUUAAUGUGAUAAAACACUUGACAAAAAGCAGUGGUAUUAUGGGACAACUCAUGAAAAAGUUCACAGCAUUAUGUAACAACUCAUUUAAAGGAUCUGGAGCACAUUUUAUAGAAAAGAAAAAUUAAUCCUUUGUGUGUGCACGUGUGUGUGUGUGUGCACGUGUGUGUGUGUGUACAUGUGUGUGUGCACAUUGUGUGUGUGUACAUGUGUGUGUGUGCACAUUGUGUGUGUGUGUGUAUUGUACAAGUACCAUUUAUAAAAUUUGUUGAAGAUCAUACUUUUCUCUUCAGUUUUUGUAUAUAAACAACCUCAAAUCUAAUAAAAAAAGCACAUGUUUUGAGAGUUAUUAUUACUAUGUGAUAUAUUAUUAAGCAUACAUGGAUGUACAGUAAAGUGAAGUUUAUGUAUAGUACAUAUUCAGAAUAUAAUUAUUCAUGUUAAGUUCUAUGUUCAAUUAUGAAAAAAUUAAUAAAUAGCUUAUAAUUAA